Guyanagaster necrorhizus is the source of this 1622-nucleotide messenger RNA. RefSeq names its product Aldo/keto reductase. The transcript is spliced from 8 exons. The record is from RefSeq and is a predicted model, not a curated record. The coding region runs from base 261 to 1418 and encodes 385 amino acids. NCBI's taxonomy places the organism in Eukaryota, Fungi, Basidiomycota, Agaricomycetes, Agaricales, Physalacriaceae.
GGAUCGCCCUACAUUGCGGUUCCAAUGACCCAUAGCUUUUCAUUGGCGCAAGAGAAACAAGUCGCCGUACUCUCACCGAUGCAGAUAAAUCCGUUCCGGAUAUAAUACAACACUACCAGCCAUUGGGGGGCAUAUUCCUGUUCUGGGAGGCAUGCGCGUAGGAACAAGGUCCCAAUGCCCGUGAUGCUACUUUCCCCGACUGUGGAGGUACAAAAACCCUGAGACUUGGCAUUCCGACGUUUCUCCUCUACCCUUCGAACAUGUCUGCGUUCUACCCAACCCCUCCACCUCCUGCGACGAAACUCGGACACUAUCGCGUCCUUUCUCCCCUUGCUGGGGUGCGCGUAUCUCCCCUUCAGCUUGGCGGGAUGAGCAUAGGAGACAAAUGGGUCAAGUUUGGUAUGGGAUCCAUGGACAAAGAGUCGAGUUUCAAGCUCCUCGACGCGUACUACGACAUGGGAGGAAACUUCAUCGACACCGCCAAUGGCUAUCAGGACGAGUCCUCUGAGGAGUUUAUCGGUGAAUGGAUGCAGUCUAAGGGGAUACGUGAUCAGAUCGUUGUUGCGACCAAGUACACGGCGAACUACAAGCACAGGAAACCUUCCAUCAAACAUCAGGUUAACUACGCCGGCAAUCAUGCGAAAUCUCUCAACGUAUCCGUGACUGAGAGCUUGCGAAAGCUCCGCACCAAUUACAUCGACAUUCUCUACGUUCAUUGCUAUGACUUUGAGACGUCAGUUCAGGAGACUAUGAAUAGCCUGCACACGCUGGUUCUCCAAGGGAAGGUGCUCUAUCUCGGAAUUUCGGACUCCCCCGCAUGGUUUGUUGCUCAAGCUAACACAUACGCUCUGCAACAAGGGAAAUCCCCGUUCGUCAUCUAUCAGGGCCGGUGGAACCUCCUCGAGCGAUCAUUUGAGCGAGAAAUUAUCCCUAUGGCACGGACGCUUGGUCUCGCCCUCGCUCCAUGGGAUGUCCUCUGCGGAGGAAGACUACGCACAGACGAAGAGGAAGAAGAACGCCGACGAUCUGGAGAGAAAGGUCGAACUCUGGUUAGUGAUUGCUGGGAACGCACAGAGAAUGAGAAAAAGGUAUCCAAGGCCCUUGAAACCGUCGCUCGAGAGCUCGGAGUAAAGAACAUUCGAGCCGUGGCAAUUGCGUAUCUGAUGCAGAAGACGCCAUACGUCUUCCCUCUCAUCGGUGGUCGCAAAAUCGAACAUCUCACUUCCAACCUGGAAGCGUUGGAUGUUGUGCUUUUGCCUGAGCAAACGAAAUAUCUCGAAAGUAUCCUACCAUUUGAUUUGGGUUUCCCAGGGAACUUCGCUGGCUCUGGAGAGGAUAACGGGCUCUGGUUGACGUCGACGGCAUAUGUGGUAAAACAGCCCUUGCUGCAGCCCAUAAAACCCGCUUCUAAGCUCUGAACGGAUUGUUCACGAAAUUAUUUAUCAUAUAUAUGACUUCUCUGGUAUAUUAUUCGUCUCAUUAGUGUAUUCAGCCAAAGUACAAUCGUACAAUCACUAUUAUCCUCACAGGACAAUAUGUUCCCUUGGUUCCCGUUUCGGACAGAUAUUUCGAUACAUUCCACCUCUUUGAAAAAUCUCACAACUGAAAAAAAUGUACCUUUC